AUGACAAGGAUAAGGGCAGAAGAGGGAAUCUUGCAUGCUGCUGGAAAUGGUGUACCUCCAAAAACAAAGGAUUACUGUAUAAUAUACAAUUCCAAUUGGACGACUCUUCCUGGAAGCCUCAACAAUGCUACUUUCAGGAUCCUGGAAAACCUGACUUCUACGGUACUCUGCAAUUCUUCGGAAGUUGCUCCUGGCUUGCUGAAGGACAAAGCAGUUGUAGUGAUGCGAGGAAACUGCACUUUUCUGGAGAAAGCGAUAAUUGCCGAAAGUCUGGGUGCUAAAAUGCUGCUGAUUGCCAGUAAACCUGGGCUAUCUCCCCUUACAGAUAACAAGACUGAGUUUAAAGAUGUGACUCUUCCAAUUGCUCUUAUAAGAUAUAGUGAUGUAAUGGAUAUGCAGCUGACUCUGGGAAAUGAAGUUAAUGUGACUCUCUAUUCACCGCCUUUGCCAGAGUUUGACUGCAGUAUGGUUGUCAUCUUCGUAAUUGCUGUGUUUACUGUAGCACUGGGAGGCUACUGGAGUGGAGUAUCAGAACUUGAGAACUUGAAAGCUAUGGCAAAUCCUGGAGAGAGAGAAACAAGACGAAAGAAGGAGGAAAAUGUUACUUUCACCCCUCUAACAGUCAUCUUGUUUGUUGUCAUCUGUUGUGUCAUGCUAGUUUUGCUUUAUUUCUUCUACAAAUGGCUCGUGUAUGUCAUAAUAUCAGUCUUUUGCCUGGCAUCUGCAAUGAGUCUCUACAACUGUCUUGCUGCAUUAAUCGGAGAAGUACCAUUUGGGCUAUGCAGGGUUACAUGUUGCAACAAAACUAUCGAAGUGAGGCUUAUUUUUCUUGCUGGGUUCUGCAUAGCAGCAUCUGUUGUCUGGGCAGUGUUUCGAAAUGAAGAUAGGUGGGCUUGGAUUUUGCAAGAUAUCUUGGGAGUUGCUUUCUGCCUAAACUUUAUUAAAACACUGAAGAUGCCCAACUUUAAGUCCUGUGUGAUACUUCUAGGCCUUCUCCUUUUAUAUGAUGUGUUUUUUGUCUUCAUAACACCAUUUAUCACAAAGAAUGGGGCAAGUAUAAUGGUUGAAGUUGCAGCUGGUCCUUUUGGAAAUAGUGAAAAGAGUGAUGGAAACUUGGUGGAAGUCCCUACUGAACGCUCAGCUCCCCAUGAGAAAUUACCUGUGGUUAUUAGAGUGCCUAGACUUGAAUACUCUGCAUCAACACUCUGUGACGUGCCAUUUUCGUUGUUGGGUUUUGGAGACAUCAUUGUCCCAGGACUUCUGGUUGCAUAUUGUCGAAGAUUUGAUGUUCAAACAGGUUCCUCUUCAGUAUAUUACAUUUCCUGUACAAUAGCUUAUGCUGUUGGUAUGGUGCUAACUUUUGUUGUUUUGGCACUGAUGAAGAUGGGACAACCUGCCCUGCUCUAUCUUGUGCCAUGUACGCUCAUUACUUGCUCACUUGUUGCUUGGAGACGUAAAGAGAUGAAGAAGUUUUGGAAGGGCAGCAGUUAUCAGGUAUUGGACUCCUGCAGGACGCCUUUGCUACAAGAUGAUGGAACAUCAGGAUUAUGCAGGAAAUGAAGAAGGAACAGCGACAGCCAGCGAACAGCCUGAAGGAUAAUAACAUGUAGGAUUCUGAUUUAAAAUAGUGUUCAAAUUUUCUACAAGUGAAUUGCAGUAAAUUUGGUUAAUUUUUACAACAGAUUAUUUCACAUUCUGUAUAAAAGUUUGGGGUUUCUUUCUGUUUUGUGUUUCUGCACCUAUAUUUUUAUGGAAAGAUAUUGUUAAUGACAUGAUUAUAGAUUUGCAUUUUUACAGCCAAACCGUAGCUAGUAAAACCGUGCCUUAUUUCAAUUUAAAUAAAAGGAUAUUUUCUAUGCAAUUUUC
This is a messenger RNA of Tinamus guttatus (white-throated tinamou), 1866 nucleotides long. The record is from RefSeq and is a predicted model, not a curated record. Lineage: Eukaryota; Metazoa; Chordata; Aves; Tinamiformes; Tinamidae.